Molecule: messenger RNA, 1804 nt
Organism: Triplophysa rosa
Lineage: Eukaryota; Metazoa; Chordata; Actinopteri; Cypriniformes; Nemacheilidae
Gene: serpinf2a
Product: serpin peptidase inhibitor, clade F (alpha-2 antiplasmin, pigment epithelium derived factor), member 2a
Exons: 7
Coding region: 1-1356 (451 amino acids)
Biological process (GO): negative regulation of endopeptidase activity
Molecular function (GO): serine-type endopeptidase inhibitor activity
Source: RefSeq, a predicted model, not a curated record
AUGAAGCAUAGUCAUGUGGUGUUUACACUGCUUUGUAUAUUUAGGUUUGAACUUAUGGCUUCUGAUGAAACAGGUAAAGAGAAAUGCAAUGAUAUUUUAAGCUUGGAAGCUCAACGUACAGUUGGUGGUGCAGUGGCCAAACUUGGCUUAGAGCUUUUAGAGAAUCUACAGCCUGGGCUUGAGCAACCAAAUAUAAUUAUAUCUCCACUGAGUGUUUCCCUUGCACUUGCUGAGCUUGCUCUGGGUGCAAACAACAAGACCGAGGAGAAGUUGUUAGAAGUCCUUCACGCACAAGCACAGGCUAAUUUUCAUGAAACCUUAAGCUGUCUCCAGGAACAUCUGACUACUAAGGCUGUCAAGAUGGCAUCCCGUCUCUAUCUCUUACCAGGUUUUAAGGUGAACCAAGACUUUGUGGAUAGAUCUUCACGCCUGUAUAAAUCUGAACCUUCACAAUUGACCUCUAUUAAAGAAGUCAAUCAUUGGGUGGAGGAGGUCACCAAAGGUCACAUAACCAACUUCAUGUCUAGUCUUCCAUCUAAUGUGGUUCUAAUGCUGAUAAAUGCCAUUCAUUUCAAAGGGGAGUGGCAGUCUCGCUUUGACUCAAAGUUCACUGUAAAGGAUUUCUUCUACAUUGACAAAAAAACCUCUGUAAAGGUGGACAUGAUGAUGGCAACCAGAUAUCCACUCAGCAUGUUUGUAGAUUUAAAGGAUGGAACACAGGUCGCAAGAUUACCCUUCCAAGGAAACAUGAGUCUUCUAGUAGUAAUGCCAUCACAUGGAAAUCUAUCAACCACGGCUGCCAAACUCAACAUUUCCGACCUGUAUGAACGUCUCCCAAGUCAGAAGUCUAUGCAUGUGAAACUACCCAAAUUCAAGCUUGAGUCCAAACAGGAUUUACGUCAAGCACUUACAAACAUGGGUCUGGGCAUGUUGUUUUCUGGGCCUGACCUAUCCAGAAUCUCCCAGGGCCCAUUAGUGGUGUCAGGGGUACAACAUGCCUCAAGUAUUGAACUGAACGAACAGGGGGCCGAAGCCUCGGCCGCGACCUCUGUCACACUAGUGCGUACCAUUCCCACGUUUGCCGUAAACAUGCCAUUCAUCUUUGCACUGGUGGAUGAUGCGUCUUACACACCUCUCUUCCUGGGAAUGGUCACCAACCCCAAUCCUGGAGCGACGGCUGAACAAAGCGAUGAGCCAAAAACUGAAAAUGAAACUGUACCAAGCAAUGUUCGCCUGACUGACACAACACUCAGUGACGGCCCACAUGAAAACAUGCUAAGUUACAUGUUAAAUAUGUGGAGGGAAACAAUUCCUCAGCAGUUCCUUGGACAUCAGGAAAUGGAUCAAGGGAACUGAAAGAAAACGUGCAUGGAUCCGUGUAUAUUACAUGUGCUUGGGUGAUACGCAGGGUUAUGCUGUUCGUGACCUGUCUAUAGUACAGUAACAUUAUAUAUGGACAUGCACCUCCUGAACAUUGUUUAAUUUUUGUAAGACAGACAUAAAAAGGAGAAAACUUAAGGACAGACAUAAUAAAUCCCAUUAGAAAUUAUUUUUCUAAUGAUUAAACAACAUGUGCAAGUGUAUCCAAUGGCACAGAAAAUGACUUUAUUAUCAUACAGCUAAAUCGUACAUAUUAUUGUAAUAUAAUGUUAAGUCGCAUGGUAAUACAUUUUCGUUGUAUUCUACAAAACCUUAAAAAUUAAAAAAAAAAUUGUCUACCUGUAUCGCUGUGUAUUAGGCUAAUCGAAGUGUAUCGUUCACGCUUAUCUUCAUGCUAACAGUUAUAACAAAUAAAACGCAACAU